UUUUGAUACUUAGACUGGGUCUCUUAUACGAUCUAAGCGUAGGCUCGGUUGCAGUCUCAUGCGAAGUGUAUAGUCGAAUACGACUGAGUGGUGUGUGUGCCCCCAGUCCUCUUUACUUCUCUCGCUUCUGUUAACCCUCGCGUUGCCAGAGUCUAUCAGUCGCGUUUGUAUGAGAAAUGGAGCUUGAACAAGCAGCAACGCAGUCGAAUUCCGACUCAGAAAAAAAGAUCAAAGAGAAUAGCAAUGUGACUGGAAAUCAUAGUGAUACUCAUAUAAAUGGCAUGUCAAAUGGAUUUGAUAAAAAGAGGGAACACAAGUCCGAACAUAGAGAUAGAGACAAAGAACGAUCUCAUAAAUCAGAUCAUAAAGACAGAAGCAAAGAAAAAGAUAGAAAUCAUAAAAGUGAACAUAGGGAUAAAGAAAAAGACAGACAUAAACAUAGUUCUAGUUCUAUUAAAGAAAAAGAUAAACAUGAUACUAGCAAUAGUAACAAGGAUAAAGAUAAAGAUAGAAAAAGUAGCUCAUCAUCAAGCAAGGAUAAAGAACAUAAAAGUACCAGUUCUUCAAGCAAAGAUAAAGAAAAGGAUAAAAGUAAAGAUAAAGAACAUCAUCACAAAUCUAGCUCUAGUUCUAGUUCCAAGGAUAAAGACAGGCAUCACAGUAGUUCAAAGGAUAAAGAAAGUAAAGAGAAAGAUAAAGAUAAAAGCAAGGAUAAGGAUAAAUAUAAACAUAGUUUAAGUUCAAGUUCUCGAGAUAAAGAUAAAGAUAAAGAUAAAAAUAUUUCUAAAGAUAAAGAAAAAGAAAGAAAAUUAGAAAAGGAUAAGGAAAGACAUUCCACAUCUCAUACAAAUGACAAAGAAAAGCAUCGUUCUUCUGAAAAAGAUAAAGACAAACAUAAUUUAUCAAAUAAAGACAAACAUCGUCAUGAUAAAGAAAAAGAUCGACAUCGUCAUGACAAAGAAAAAUCAAAACAUAGAGAAGAUAAAGAUAAAAAAGAUAAAGAAAAAGAAGAAAUUAAGGUAAAAGAAGAAAUAAUGGAUGUCAAAUCUAAUCAUAUAGGAAAUGAAGAAUUCCAUUAUGAUAUUGGUCAAACCAUAAAACAUGAAGUGAAAGAAGAAUCCGUAUCACAAAUUGAACCAGAGGAUGAUGAUGAUAGUGGUGGAGAACAACCAUUAUAUAUUAAGGAAGAAGAAGAUGAAGAAGAGCCUGUUAAUGAAGAAGAAGGUAGUAUGGAUUCAACUGAUGGAAAUGAUACAAGACUUUCAGAUCUUCACAAUACAACAAUUAAAACUGAAGAAGAAUCAGAUGAAGAUGUGCCAUUGAGUGCAAGGUCAAUGGCUCCUACAAGUAUUAAAAGAAGUCUAGAUUCAGAGGAAGAAGAAGAUGUUCCACUUUCAGCACGUAAAAAGUCUAAAAAGAGCGAUACAAAAACAAAGAAAAAAAAACGAAAAUAUGAAGAUGAUGAAGAUGAAGACGAAAUUGAACAAAAACCAAAGAAGAAAGGUGCAAGAACAUCAAAAGGAGAAAAUUCGAGUCCAAGAAAAAAGAAACAAGAGGAAGAACAAGAAGUUUGGAAAUGGUGGGAAGAAGAAAAAAAAAAUGAUGGGACAAAAUGGACAUUUUUAGAACAUAAAGGACCGGUAUUUGCACCUCCAUAUGAACCACUUCCUCCUGAUGUAAACUUUUAUUAUAAUGGAAAAGAAAUGAAAUUAAGUCAAGAUACAGAAGAAGUUGCAACAUUUUAUGCACGCAUGUUAGAUCACGAUUAUACUACAAAACCUGCAUUUAAUAGUAAUUUUUUCCAUGAUUGGAGAGAAGUUAUGACUGAAUCAGAAAGGACAAAAAUAGUUGAUUUAAGUAAGUGCAAUUUUAAAGAAAUACAUGCUUAUUUUAUUCAAAAAAGCGAAGAAAGAAAAGCAAUGACAAAAGAAGAAAAACAAAAAAUAAAAGAAAAAAAUGAAGAGAUUCAAAAAGAAUAUGGUUAUUGUAUCAUUGAUGGACAUAAAGAAAAAAUAGGAAAUUUCAAAAUUGAACCUCCUGGUUUAUUCAGAGGCCGUGGUGAACAUCCUAAAAUGGGCAAAUUAAAAAAAAGAGUUAUGCCUGAAGAUAUUCUUAUUAAUUGUUCCAAAGACUCUAAUAUACCAAAGCCACCACCAGGUCAUAAAUGGAAGGAAAUUCGGCACGAUCCUAAUGUUACUUGGCUUGCAUCUUGGACAGAAAAUAUUCAAGGACAAGUAAAAUAUGUUAUGUUGAAUCCAUCAAGUAAACUUAAAGGAGAAAAAGAUUGGCAAAAAUAUGAAAUCGCUAGAAAAUUAGCACAAUUGAUAGAUAAAAUUCGUGCUGAAUAUAGGGAAGAUUGGAAAAGUAAAGAAAUGCGUAUAAGGCAAAGAGCUGUUGCAUUGUAUUUUAUAGAUAAAUUAGCUCUUAGGGCUGGUAAUGAAAAAGAUGAAGAUCAAGCAGAUACUGUAGGUUGUUGCUCUUUACGAGUAGAACAUAUUACAUUACAUGAGCAAAAAGAUGGAAAGGAAUAUGUAGUUGUAUUUGAUUUCUUAGGUAAGGAUUCUAUAAGGUAUUACAAUGAAGUGCCAGUAGAAAAAAGAGUAUUUAAAAAUUUACAACUUUUUAUGGAAAAUAAAUCACCAAGUGAUGAUUUAUUUGAUCGUCUUAAUACAACUGUUAUGAAUAAACAUUUGAACGAAUUAAUGGAAGGUCUCACUGCUAAAGUAUUCAGAACAUAUAAUGCUUCGUGGACAUUACAGCAACAAUUAGAUAAAUUAACAAAUCCUGAUGAUACAGAAGCGGAAAAGAUCUUAUCAUAUAAUAGGGCAAAUCGAGCUGUUGCAAUAUUAUGUAAUCAUCAACGUUCAGUGCCUAAAACACAUGCAAAAUCUAUGGAAAAUCUUAAAGCAAAAAUAGAAGCCAAAAAACAAGCUAUUAAUGAUGCAGAACUUGCUGUAAAGGAUGCCAAACGUGAUGCAAAACAUGGAUCUGUUAAAGAAAAAGUUACAUAUGAAAAAAAGAAAAAAGCUCUUGAUAGAUUAAAAGAGCAGUUGACGAAAUUGGAGGUCCAAGCAACAGAUAAGGAGGAAAAUAAGGAAAUUGCAUUAGGCACUUCCAAAUUAAAUUAUCUUGAUCCUAGAAUUACUGUUGCGUGGUGUAAGAAACAUAAUGUCCCUAUUGAAAAAAUUUAUAAUAAAACUCAAAGGGAUAAGUUCAGAUGGGCAAUAGAUAUGGCUGGACCUGACUAUGUAUUUUAACCCUAUAGAAGAUUGAUUAUUACAAAAAAUAACUCCCAUUGAGAUUGUAUUUAGUGAAAUUUUUGUUAAAAUUGUCGGGAAAAAGUAAUGGUAUAAUUUUCUAUAUUUACAAAAGAUAAAUGUGAGAGUGCGGAGACAUAUUUUAUAUAGAAACUACAUUAAAUUUCGGUAAAGACUUUAUAUUCAAUGUGUAAUGGACACAUAUUCGUAGUCUAGAAUUGAUCGCUUAGCAAAUAUUGCAUAAAAAUUUUAGCGAUCAUAUUUGAACAUAGAGGUUUAAUUGAUCUUAUAAAUAUUAGAAACGAAAAUUGAUAGUUUGACAAAAAUUAAAAUUCUUUAGGUAGAAAUUUAUAAUAUUUGUGAAUUAAGAAAGCAAGGUUUGUGCAAAUAAUCUAAAUUUAGAGAAUAUAGCUCAGAGUUAACUCCAUUAAAACAAGAAUUUUACAAUCUCUAAAUUUAGAAAUGCACAGUAAACAUAGGCUGUUGCAUUGUACAUAGAACUAUGCAUGAAAACUUUGCCAGCCAAUUAAAAGAAAAAUAUAUGUGUAUUAGAUCUAUUAAAACAAAUCUGCCAAACGAGCAGCUGAUUUUAUAUUUCUUUAAUUUGUCUUUUCUUAUGAAUGUAUAGUGUCAUCAGUGGAAAGUUAUUUGUAUUAUGCAUUAUAGCAUUCUAAGUAAGAGCUUUAUGCUCCACAUGAUUUAUUUUUAGCAUAAAAUUUAUUAUAUCAAAAUUGUGGUUAGCAAUUUGAUUUAAAUAUAUUGUCCCAAAAAAUAAUUAAAACAUACUAAUGUAUUUAAAAAUAGAUUAUUGCUUUUAGCAAUUUAUGCUUUAUAAAAAAAUGUUUAGAUCAUAAUAAAUGUGAACACAGUGUAUCCUUAACAUUUUUUUAACAUUUGUACACUUAAAAACCUUGUGAUCACCACAAUAUAAAAUAUUGUAAAAGAAAAUUACCGAUUUCAAUAUGUUAGAAAUUAAUUAUCAUAUUCAUAGUCAUAAUUGAAUCUUGUUUGAUUGUAUCUAUUAUUGUCAUUUUUAGUAUUUACAAAUCUAUAUUUAAUAGCAAAAUACUCAAAUUUAUCGCAAUAUUUUUCAAAAUCCUUUAUAUAAUAUAAAUCAUUUGUAUAUCAUAAAAGAUAUUCUAGAUUUAAAGAAUAUCUUUAUUUAUGUGACUAAUGGGACUCAAAUUAUAAUUAAUGUUUGAGAGUAUGAAACAUCUUAUUUUAAUCUAUUAUAACUAAAUCACAUCUAGAAUAGAUCAAUCUAUUUACUUAUUUAUCUUGGAAUACAGAGCAGAGACGAGUAACUUUUUAUUAGCUUAGAUUAUAUUCACUUUGACUAGAUUAUAGAUUUUAUAAUAAAUAUAUCAUUUUUUCAUGAAGACAUUUAUUCAUCUUAUUAAAUUUAGUAUUAAUUACUCGUCACUGACAAGAUAUUCCUACAACACCGUUUUAUGCAUAUGAACACAAACGAUGUUUUACACUCAUACUUAUACAUAAAUAUAUGUUUAAAGAAACUGCAAUGGUAAAAUUAUAUAUAUAAAUAUGUAAUUAGAAUGGUGGUUCUUUAUAACUUUUGUUUUAAAACAAUAUAUUAUAAAACAGAUUAGUUUAGUUUAUUUAAAACUAUAGAAUAUAUACUAAUACGCGUUUUAAGAAAUGUUAUGAAGUUAUUAAAGGCCACUAUUCUUAUAAAACUGCCAAUUAUGUGAAAAAUCGCAUAAUUUAAUCGUCUGCUAUGCUACAAACUAGUUUCUGAUAUCUAAAUAACUUUGAUCAUUUUAAUUUUCAAUUUUUUUCAGAACUAAUAAUUCGUUUAUUUCAAACAACUUAUUAUUUAAAAUAGAUUCUUAUAAUUGUAUAAUAUUUUUUUAUAAUAUUUUUUUUUGAACAUUAAUAAUUGUAAACAUUUCUGUAAAUGAAACUGGUACUGUAUAUCAGACUAAAUUAACUUAUACGAUGAUCAAGUAGACUGAAUUUAAAAUAUAUAUGUGCGUAUAUGUAUCGCAUUAUUCUUAAUUUACUUAAAGUCAUUUGCAAUAUAAAAAUUAGUAACUAACAUGGUAUAUGAAAUACAAUCAGUAAGUAGGCCUCUGAUAUCAUGCACAUAACAUCAAAUAUAACAUUUUUAACUUUUACAAGAAGGGAAAAAUAAAAAUACAAUCGAUAUCUAGUACAAUGAAGUGUGCACAAAUUGAAGGUGUAUGUAUAUUUAAGUCAUUAUCCGAUUUCUAUACGAUACUGGAAUAAUAAAACUUAUAGUGCAAAAAAA
Messenger RNA from Apis mellifera (honey bee), 5526 nucleotides. RefSeq names its product DNA topoisomerase I, mitochondrial (gene Top1). Bases 177 to 3257 code for a protein of 1026 amino acids. The transcript is spliced from 12 exons. Gene Ontology annotation, biological process: DNA topological change; DNA replication; chromosome segregation. NCBI's taxonomy places the organism in Eukaryota, Metazoa, Arthropoda, Insecta, Hymenoptera, Apidae. Gene Ontology annotation, cellular component: nucleolus; chromosome. The record is from RefSeq and is a predicted model, not a curated record. Gene Ontology annotation, molecular function: DNA topoisomerase type I (single strand cut, ATP-independent) activity; DNA binding.